AUGACAGGCAGGAGCAGCCGAUCACUGAACGAUACAGACCCCAGGGUGCCACCACGAGCCCAGAGCAGUGGGGAGUGGAGCAGCGACAUGGACAGUGAGCCAAGGAGAAACAGAGACAGCUAUGAGGAGAGGGAGUCAGGGAGAGAGAGCACCACGGAAAGUGAGAGGGACAAAUGGAGCCCGGAGAGAACUGCUGAAAGAAGACGGAGGGAACAGCACAGAGUGAGAGAUCAGACAGAGAUAGGGGAGAAAUGGCAGACAUUGUACCGGGCAGAGGAAGAUGUGGUAGACCCACAGAGGGGCAAAAAUAGUCAGUUUCAGAGGAAGGCAGAAAGAGAGUGGGAGAAAAGAGUACAUGGAGCUGAAGGUAGAGGAGACAGAGGGGUGUUAGUGCAGACAGAGAGGCCUGGAGGGAGACAGAUAGGCAAGGGAAAGGGACAUCUGUCUGACAGCGAUGGAGGGAUAGGGGGAAGUUGGCAGAGGGACACUGAAGGAGAGAAUGUGACAGAUAACACUGAGGACAGCGACAGGGAGGAAGAGGGAGGGAGCGACUAUGCCCGCUCCGAGAGUGAAGGAGGAAGCGAGAGAGGGUGGAGGCAAGAAAGAGUGCUGUCAGGAGAAGACGGGUUUGUCACCGUGUCCAGUGGUGGAGAUGAGGAGGAUGAGAGAGAGGAGGAGGAGGAGGAGGAGUUUGAGGACUGUGUAGAGUUCUGGGAAGGUGAGAUUGCGUGUGAUGCGGCCUCACGAUUUAGCUUCAGAGAGUACGAAGGAGAUGAGGAGAGGGAAGAGGAAUGGACGAUGGGAAAGGAGGAAACAGUUGAUGAAGAGGAUGAAAAUGCUGAAGGACAGGAGAGGGAUAAGAAGCCAAAGUACGUCUUCUGUGUGAUUGGGCAAACUUUACCCAGGACAAAAGCCGGUGACCAGUCACAGUCACAUGUUGACCAGAUAGGAGGAGCUGAAAGAGACGAGUCAAAUCUAGAAAGUUUGCAUUAUGUUAGUGAUGAUGUCACCCUGCAACCUCAGUAUGAACUUAAACGGACCAGAAAUGACGAACACACCAUCAACAACCAGGACGUAGAGGCUGAGAGGAACUUACCACAGGAGGAGCAGUCAUCUGAAGUGGACAGAGUGUCUCCAGAGGUUCAUGAUACACAUGAUGUGGCAAUGAGGAGCAAGGUGGAGCAUCACUAUCCUGAAAUGGAGGCACAGCAAAACCAAGGGGUCAACCAGUCUGAGGCUGUGAUUAAAGAUGACAAACAAGGGGAGGAGACUGCACAAAGGCGUGAGGAGAUUCCUGUUGUUAAGGUGAAAUUGGGAUGGACACUCAGAUUCAGAGUUGCUGGAGGAGGAAGAGGAGGGGGAAGAGCCAUUGGAGGUGGAGGGACUGAGAGGUAUGGGGCAGAGCCUGCUGACAUGCAUGCUGACCAGUGGACAGCUAUGCAUGAUGACACACCUACAUGCACUCAUGCUGACACAUUGUUAGACACAGAAAGGAAGGAGGAUCACAAACCUGCUAUGAACAAAGUGACUGAGCCUUCUGGUCAGCUCCAGUUAGAUAAGGCAAACAUGGAGGUGAUAUUUAGUCAGGAGGAUGAGGUAAAAGAAAUAGAAAAGGAAAUUAGCAAUCAGAAGGAACUGGAAAUGUAUUUAUCUGUUAGCAACACACUGUACAAACCUAACAGCUGCCCUGUUCUUAAUUAUGAACUUGAAUCAGACAUUCCCAACCCCUCCACAGAGGGUGAGGGGCCAGAGGUGGAGGAAAACAUAGUUAAAAAUGAAGCUGAAAUGCAAGUAGAGGAGCCAGAGGAGAAGGGUACUAUGGAGGAAGAUGAGGAGAAAGCAGGAGAAGUAGAUGAGAUGGAUAACAGAAAGGGAGAAGAGGUGAUAGAGAAGAGAGUAGGAGGAGGGACGUUGACAAGCAGCAGCAGUUUUCGGGAUUUGGGUCCUGAGGCUCGAUUACGAAGAAGGGGAAUCCGUAAAACUACAGAAAGAAGAAAAGAAGAGCUUGUAGAGGUGGAAGAAGAAGAGGAGGAGGAGGAGGGUGUUGGAAGGGAUCGCAGAACCAGAAUAUUCUCUACAUCAGAUGAGGAGGAUGGACGCAGCAAAAGCUGGAGUGAAGUAGAUCUGAGGAAUGUUUUGGAUACAAUUGGAAGACGGAAGAGGAACUCCAAGUUCUUCAAUGCUGCCCAGCUCUACCAGCAGUACAGCGAGGCUGCCCAGAACUUUGAGAUCCUGCGCCAGGCCCGUUCUGAGGUCGUCUCAGUGUGUGAGGAUGCCUCUGCAUCUCCUGCUCCCUCGCCACCUCCUGCCCGCAGACCUCUUCCUCCCCUCCCUCCUGUCCCGCACCCCCACUCCUUGUCCCACACAGGCUCCGUCACCAGUGUCAGAAGUUUACCUCUCCCUGAGCCCCCCAGGAGUGAACGGAGGGCUUCCUCUCCACGCUUGUCCUGCUCCAUUGGCCAGUCGGCCACACUGUGGCGAGACCUGCCGGGCGUCAGGAACAGUACUGAGCUGGAGGAGCUCACAGAGGACCAGAGACGCCUACAGGAGGUGCGAUUUGAGGUAGUGACUUCAGAGGCAUCCUACUGCAGGAGUCUGGACAUUGUUGUUGAACAUUUUGUGAAGUCCAAACAACUGGGGGCGCUGUUGACCACUCAAGAUAGGAACUGGUUGUUUUCCCGCUUAGCUGACGUCCGGGCCAUCAGCCACAGCUUUCUGUCAAAGCUGGAGGAGCAAGUUGAAUCUGACAUCCUGCACUUUACUGUGUGCGAUGUCAUUGCUCGACACUGUCAGCGCUUUAAAAUGGUUUAUGUGCCCUACCUCACCAACCAGUCAUACCAGGACGCCACCUACCAGAGACUCAUGAAUGAGAAUCAAGGGUUCAAGCGGACCGUGGAGAAACUGGGGAGUCCUGUCUGCCAGCGACUCCCCCUUCGGUCCUUUCUUGUCCUCCCUUUUCAACGGAUCACACGUAUUAAACUACUGGUGCAGAACAUUGUGAAAAGAACAACUCCAGGCACAGCUGAGGCAACACAGGCCAUUAAAGCUUUGAAACUCUUAGAAAAGCUCAUUCAAGAGAGUAAUGACAGCAUCACUCAAAUGAGAAGCAUUGAAUCACUGGUUUCUCUUAGUGCCAAGGUGGACUUUGAAUGCAGGGUAAACUCUUCCCUCAUCAGUCAGUCUCGGAGAAUGGUACGGGAGGGACAGGUAACAGAGCUGAUGGAUUUCUCUCUGAAGGAGACGGAGAGGAACAUUUACAUGCACUUAUUCAACGACUACUUGCUACUUUCACUACAAAAAGAAGGAGGGAGGUUUACAGUAAUAGACCACGCUCCUGUAUCAGACCUGCGUGCAGAGAACUGUCGUGUCAAACUCCACUCCUUGCAGAAGAACCUGUUCCGGCUGCACAUGUCACAUAAAGCCCUGCUGCUACGGACCGACACACAGAGUGAUAAGCUACGAUGGAUAUCAGCCCUUUCCCGUCCCCAUCCUGAAAUAGAUUUUUCUGCUGCUCAAGAUUUUCCUCAGAUGCAGUGUAUCAGAGCUUUUGUUGCCCAGCAGCCUGAUGAGCUAUCAUUGGAAAAAGCAGACGUCAUACUUGUGCACCAGCAAAGCAGUGACCAUUGGGUGGAGGGGACCAGGCUAUCCGAUAGGCAGCGAGGAUGGAUACCAGAGUCACAUUGGAAACCAUAACCAACUCUAGAGUCCUACAACGCAACCUGUCAGAUGCACUCAAACUUACAACGGCUACAGCUGCAGUUUGAGCUGAAUAUUUGGGACUGAACACCAAGACAUUUGGGUUGACAGAAAGGCCUACACAUUCAGUUGUCUGGUUCGAAAUGUUGGAGAUCCCACAGUGAAUUAUUCAACUCUCCAAAUGCAAAUUUCCGUCUGUGAACUGUUCACAGGAAUGCAGUGACUGAAAGGCUAUAAAAAUGCGUUGGAAUGAUGCAUUUGGUCUCACUUGUUUCACUUGGUGGAACAAUGUAUUGCCUUGGAGCAAAGAAAGAACUGUUGAGGCCUGUCUGAAAGAUAUUAAUGAGCUUGUGACUAACUUUUAUCCACAUGACAAGCAACGUGUGUAUCAUAGUAGGCUACAGUGAUGAACUUGCGUAAGAAAAGAGUACUUUUAUGGGAAAUUACUUCCAGGAUUUGUUUUAAUGUAAUGUGUAUAUGUAACAGAUUCUAAUAAAGUGUAUGAUUUAGAACUGGUGAGAAGUGGAUAGUCAACAUGGAAAAUCUACAACUUCUCAAAGACAAUUAUAAGAUGUAAAGAUGUUAAGGUGGAAAUGUGGACAUUUCAGUAAAUUAAGAUGGUGGAAUAAAAACACAUGAAAACACCGUG
This is a messenger RNA of Sphaeramia orbicularis (orbiculate cardinalfish), 4345 nucleotides long. RefSeq names its product Rho guanine nucleotide exchange factor (GEF) 5 (gene arhgef5). Lineage: Eukaryota; Metazoa; Chordata; Actinopteri; Kurtiformes; Apogonidae. The record is from RefSeq and is a predicted model, not a curated record. Gene Ontology annotation, biological process: intracellular signal transduction; activation of GTPase activity. Gene Ontology annotation, cellular component: cytoplasm; nucleus. Gene Ontology annotation, molecular function: protein binding; guanyl-nucleotide exchange factor activity.